AUGGCAGAGGUUGCAGGUCUUGCCAUCGGUGUUGUUGGAGUGCUGCCAGUUAUUGUCCAGGGUGUGGUCGGAUAUCGCAAGAUUCGCACGCUCCUGGCCCAGGUCCGGGCCUGUUCCAAUGAGCUUCGGACUCUUGAGAUCGAUGUCGAGGUACAGGAAGGUCGGUUUCUCAACGAAUGGGAAUUGGUCCUUCAUUCGGCCGAUAUAAACGACGAUAAACCCAAGGGGCAGACAGUCAGGGCCAUGAUAGAAGACCCAAAUCACAGCAUGUGGAGAGAUUCGGAGCUCGACGACCGACUCAGGCAGUGUUUGGAACGAAGCUACGAUGUGUGUGCUAAGAUCAUCGAUAACAUUGUGGAAACGUUGCAAGAUAUCCAGCAAGGUCUUGUGAGUUUCUCUUUGGUACGAAAUGGUCGUGAGAAUGGUGAAUCAUUGCGGAAAGCCUUUCGUCGACUGCAGCAGUCUUUCCAAAUCACUUUUGAUAAGCAAUGGUACGAGAAGAAGUUGGAUCGAUUGCGAAGCAGCAACCAGGACUUGGGAGCACUCAGAACCCAGAUUUAUAGCUUUCAAAAGUCUAGGACUCAAGUGAAUAACCGAGAAAAAAGGAAGCUUGCCCUGCCCGAAGUCAUCAAAAAGGUCCGCGACAUCUCAGAAGAAGCACACAGAGCUAUAUGCAACGCUUUUACCUGUGACGAUCGAUCUCACACAGACCACGCAGCUGCCAUGGGCGUUAAAGCGUGCGUUGAGGACACCCCUGCAGGGAAGUUGAUCUUUGAGAUGGCAAUCGACUUUGCGGCUCCACAUCCUUUAGAGCCAUCUGUCGCCUUUCUAUUGCAAUCUUGUUAUUCAAAGAGCGUGGGAAAGCAAUCGAUAUCAGCGCCUCCUGCUAGUUCGUCAGGACAUGGCUCCUUACACACACUCGUCCCAGCACUGCAACGAAGAGACAAACAUGGAGAAUCAUCGAAAUCGAUGGCAUGCCAAUCCAGAACUUUCGAAGACAGUGUUACGAGAGAUUGCCAUGCUUUGGAUCUCGAAGAGUCCCUGAACAGCUCUGAUAUUGACUUAGUCAACAUUGAUAACGCUUGCAAAUACCUUCAAUCCAAACUUGGUCCUUCUACACCGUUGGAUGAUAUUUCCAUCUUCUGCAACUCUCCCGCCAAUCGCAACUAUUGUUUCUAUUUCAAGCAAAAUAGGCUUUGGCAACCAAACUCGGAUCCGCUUCUAUCGCUCAAUAAACUACUCCAGGACAGCCGAGUAGAGCCGACCCUUGAUCAACAGGCCAAAAUGGCCCUUCAGAUGUCUCUUGCCGUCCUACAGUUCCACUCAACUCCGUGGCUAGAAGGCACAUGGAAAACAUCCGAUGUCUUUGUCCAUAGUCCAAGCGUGCUCGAUUCAUCAGAACCACUUCUGUUCCUCCGAGCCCCCUUAUCAGAACCAUCACCAAAAUCGACUUUAACGUCGUCCAGGCCUUAUGCUGAGAAUUAUCCCACAACGCUCGCUUCAUCAUAUAUAUUCUCAAUGGCAGACUACUACGGCAUCAACAACAUGACUCUAUUUGGUCUUGGUGUAGCCCUCAUUGAGAUUGGUCAUUGGAGACCUUUGGCGAAAUUGAGACGUAAUCAAGAUCCUGAUGACAUUCUCACUGCGAGGCGACUAGCCAAUCAAACCACGCUCAUGGUACGGACCUUGGUCAGGCUAGUCUUCAAACUGCAGUAUACAAUAACGUUGUUCAGCCGCUUCAGAAGCUUGUCAAAAGGCUAG
This is a messenger RNA of Fusarium proliferatum ET1, 1761 nucleotides long. RefSeq lists its product as uncharacterized. The transcript has 4 exons. Lineage: Eukaryota; Fungi; Ascomycota; Sordariomycetes; Hypocreales; Nectriaceae. The record is from RefSeq and is a predicted model, not a curated record. The coding region runs from base 1 to 1761 and encodes 586 amino acids.